AUGAGCUAUAGCAAAUUGGAAGUAUUUGAACCACCCACGAUUCUGAAUCUUACAGACUCGCACAAUCUAUCCGAAAUACACAACAUGUCCAUGAUCCAUCAUCUAGAGACUUUAAUUCUAUGGAACUGUGACAGUCUCUCUCGUGUUUGUGAAACAAUUAGAGACCUCACGAGUCUUGCACUACUGAACAUGACAGGAUGUAAAAACCUGUGCAAGAUCGAGCAAACAGAAGCUUCUACCUCUGGUGGAGGAGUUUUACAACAACCUACCUUUUUCUUCCCACGUUCAUUAUACCGGUUAUUCCUCAAGGAUUGCGAUCUUGAGUGUACUGAGUCUUUUCCUCUGAGUUUUUCUGUUCAACUAUCUCUGCAAAGUACGUGUGUCCAGCUGUUGUAUGAAUUCAAUAUAAUGAGCACAUCUCUUCCAUACAUGGAGGAUUCAAACAUCAAGCCUACAUAUGUAUCAGAGUUAUCAUCUUUGUCCUUUGAUGUGCCUCCACCUCCCAAGAAUAGGAGACUCAAAGGACUUGAUGUAACUUUCAAGUAUACAAUAUCAGGUGAGAAUGAUGGGUUAUGGUUCGGUAACAUUAGUACGACCAAUGGUGUUGAUUUGAUGUAUAACCCUAAAGUAUUUGGUAAACCUGAAUCUGGUGAAGUUGGUAUAUGGUUAAGCAAUUGGCCAAUUGGAAAUGCAUUGGACACGGGAGAUAAAGUCAACAUCUCUAUUGCUGUGAUCUGUGGAUUGGAGGUACAUGAAUGUGGUGUGAGCCUUGUUUAUAGUACUGAUGAUAAAGUUGCAGAGGAAACCUUGGAAAACAUGGAAUGGAUAGAAGUUCUUGGAGGAGAUUUGUUUGGAUUUCAACUAAGCACAAGGGCUUACUAUUUGUGUCGCCGUGAGUUUUUUGAGUUAAUGGAUUUUGGUAGACUGACUCUUGGUUGGUUUAGUAUUCCCCAAUCUACUUUUGGGCAUUUAUACUCAAAUUUAUGA
Messenger RNA from Lactuca virosa, 987 nucleotides. Lineage: Eukaryota; Viridiplantae; Streptophyta; Magnoliopsida; Asterales; Asteraceae. The record is from the annotation of a GenBank genome assembly.